Molecule: messenger RNA, 443 nt
Organism: Carassius gibelio (silver crucian carp)
Lineage: Eukaryota; Metazoa; Chordata; Actinopteri; Cypriniformes; Cyprinidae
Product: serine/threonine-protein kinase pim-1
Exons: 4
Coding region: 42-443 (133 amino acids)
Biological process (GO): negative regulation of apoptotic process; protein autophosphorylation; regulation of mitotic cell cycle
Cellular component (GO): cytoplasm
Molecular function (GO): protein serine/threonine kinase activity; ATP binding
Source: RefSeq, a predicted model, not a curated record
CUAGCUAAGAGAAGAUUCGUGGAAAUGGAGAUUUGUACUGAAUGUCUCUUUCAGAUUCAGCUGAUCCUCAGCCGGGCCCGUCCCGCAUCAGACCAGCAAUCUGUGUCACGGAUCCAGCUGAAGUUCCCUUGUCUGAAUUUUAUGAGGUGGAAGAAGUUAUUGGACGAGGAUAUUUCGGCACUGUGCACAAAGGGAUCCGUAAGUCUGACGACCAGCAGGUCGCCAUCAAGUUCAUAAAGAAGCUUUCGACAGGCCGUUUUGCAGACAGGUUCAUCGCAGUGCCUGGGGUUUCUGAGCCUCUGUUUGCAGAAGUGGCGUUAAACCUCUGGCUGAAACGGCCUCCGUUGAGCCCCUUCAUCGUGCACAUGCUGGACUGGUUUGAGGAGGAAGAUCGGUACAUCCUCAUCCUGGAGUAUUCAGAGCCCAGCAGAGGCAUGGACUGA